UCGACCAUGGGUAAUUUUCUCGCAAGCUGUGCCGUUAGCUUAGCUGCCUUAGCAUACUUUUUCCACGUUUUGUCGGUAGCCAUGGCGUCUGAAGUUGAGAAGGCUCAGCGUGCUUCGAAUACCGGCGACACUAUAUUUGGAAAAAUUAUCCGAGGUGAAAUCCCAACUAAAUUUAUAUACGAAGAUGAACAGUGUGUUGCAUUCAAUGACAUCAAUCCUCAAGCCCCUGUGCACUUCCUUGUCAUUCCUAAGAAGGCCAUUUCUCAGCUGUCAACAGCAGCCGAAGCUGACAAGCCUCUCCUGGGUCACCUGAUGUAUGUUGCCCAGAAGGUGGCCAAGGAAGUGGGGCUGAAGAAGGGCUUCCGCGUUGUGGUCAACGAUGGUCCUGACGGCUGCCAGUCCGUCUACCACGUCCAUCUCCACGUGCUUGGGGGCAGGCAGCUGGGCUGGCCACCCGGCUAAGUCCCGUGCAGUGCUCUUGCACUUCCACUUGCUUGGCGGCGGCUUUGAGAGCCAGGUCAAUUCUGAGGUUCAUUUAGUGUGUGAACCUUGAAUUGGAAUGUAACCAAGAAUGAAGAAUAAAUAUUUUAUUCUUUUUUUUUUUUCACUAA
This is a messenger RNA of Ixodes scapularis (black-legged tick), 611 nucleotides long. RefSeq names its product histidine triad nucleotide-binding protein 1. The coding region runs from base 7 to 462 and encodes 151 amino acids. Gene Ontology annotation, cellular component: nucleus; cytoplasm. The record is from RefSeq and is a predicted model, not a curated record. The transcript has 3 exons. Gene Ontology annotation, biological process: purine ribonucleotide catabolic process. Gene Ontology annotation, molecular function: hydrolase activity. Lineage: Eukaryota; Metazoa; Arthropoda; Arachnida; Ixodida; Ixodidae.